GAUCACUGGAAGCAACAUCUGUCACCAACUAACAGGCUAAUUAAUAACUCGCGCGGUCGAUCGCAAGUGUUCAAACAAAUAAUUAACAAGUGGCUGUGCGUGAAAUAAAUAAUUCGUUUUGCUGUAAUGGAUACCUAAAAACUCUUUUAUAAGUGCAAAUAAAUUCAUAGUGUAAUAUGUCAGUUGUUAUUACAAUAAAUAAGAUGACGAAUCGAAAAUAUUUUAUCGGUUUUGUGUUAACAUGCAUGGUUACUUUAUUCACAUUUUCUUAUGAUCUGAUUUAUAAUACGGAAUCGAUAUAUUUUGAACGUUUAAAACGAUUAAAUGUUUCAUUAAAAUAUGUUCUAGUUUGGACGUCACUUAAGACUGAACCAUUAAUUAAUUUCCGAGUGGCUAGAAAUACAUUCAUUGAGAGGUCAUGUCCUGUUACGAGCUGUUUUGUGACGGGAAACAGAGAGUUGUUGCAAGACAUAACGGAGUUCGAUGCGAUAGUGUUUCAUGCUCCAGAAUUUGUACAGAAGGGAGUGAGGGAGUUGCCACAGCGCCGUAAGUCACACCAGAAAUAUAUCUUCACUAGUAUAGAGUCCCCAGCAUAUUAUCCAAUCUGUAAUGAGAAAUUCCUGAACUUUUUCAAUUGGACAUGGACUUACAAAUUGAACUCUGAUCUAAACUAUGCUUACAUGUCUGUGUGGGAUAAGAAUGGUAAUGUGAUAGGACCUAAAGACGAAAUGCAUUGGAUGAAGGUGGAGGACAUGUUGCCAAUAAAUGACACUUUGAAGGAAAUAUUGAAUGGCAAGACUACGGCAGCUGCGUGGUUCGUAUCAAACUGCAGAGCACGAAGUGGACGAGACUUAAUUGCCAAAAAGCUACAAAUUGAACUCCAGACGUAUGGUAUGCGAUUGGACAUAUAUGGAUCUUGUGGAACCAUGAAGUGUUCAAGGUCGAGUAUGAAUGAGUGCUUGCGCAAAUUGCGGAGUGAUUACUAUUUUUAUUUGUCUUUUGAGAAUUCGUUCUCGGAUGACUACGUGACGGAGAAAUUGUUGCAUGCACUCGACAACUACGCUGUGCCAGUGGUGUAUGGAGGCGCUAAUUACACGAGAUUCAUGCCAGAUGGAAUAUACUUGUCUGCAAACACGUUGACAAUAAAAGAACUAGCCAAGAAAAUGGUGGAUAUCAUACAGAACAAGGAGUUAUUUUAUGAGUACUUCAAAUGGCAUAAUCAUUACAGUUACCGGGAUGUAGGGGCUUCAGUAACUACGGAUCCUUAUUGCAAAUUGUGCGAGGCAAUCAAUAAUGAUGAAGAAAUGUCAAAAAGAACUGUCUACAAAGAUAUUGGAGUGUGGUGGAGCCCCAAGGAAUGCCAGGUUAAGACUACUCUAACUCCUUUAAACGAGCAAUCCUUGUAUAUAUUUAUCAACGAUCUCGGAAACGGCUCUAACGAAAUUGUUGUUUAGUGUUUAGGGGAUUUCAGGGACAAUAAAUCGAUUUAGCUAGGUUUUAUUUUCUGAAUAUGU
Messenger RNA from Spodoptera littoralis (African cotton leafworm), 1514 nucleotides. The record is from the annotation of a GenBank genome assembly. Lineage: Eukaryota; Metazoa; Arthropoda; Insecta; Lepidoptera; Noctuidae.